Messenger RNA from Syngnathoides biaculeatus (alligator pipefish), 4246 nucleotides. RefSeq names its product ubiquitin like modifier activating enzyme 6 (gene uba6). The transcript is spliced from 32 exons. Bases 394 to 3474 code for a protein of 1026 amino acids. NCBI's taxonomy places the organism in Eukaryota, Metazoa, Chordata, Actinopteri, Syngnathiformes, Syngnathidae. Gene Ontology annotation, cellular component: cytoplasm; SUMO activating enzyme complex. Gene Ontology annotation, biological process: protein sumoylation. The record is from RefSeq and is a predicted model, not a curated record. Gene Ontology annotation, molecular function: SUMO activating enzyme activity.
CAUUCACCUCACCCCCGUUCUUCGCUCAUUCCGACAAGUCAGCGUAUGAAAGAUUUCUUCAUUUUUGUUUUACCAACGAAUCUGGGCUCGGUUUUUUUUUUUUAAAGAAAUAAUCUUACAUUUCUCAGAUGCCUCUUUCGGUAGUGAGUUGCCAUAGGAAUUGAAUGUUAUCAGGCUGAAGGGAAUUGCGCCUGCCACCGGCACCAGGCACCGACUCAGACUGGCACUUGUCUCGCUAGCUAGCCGCAGCGAUUCCCAUGGAGGUUUCCUAAACUACAUUUCUCCAGGACUAAUUCCGCGUUGUUCCUUUUGCUAGUAAAGACGAGCUCUUUUGACCGUUUGUUAACGGUUGAUCCGGCAGCCUUCCCCACCCCCCCCCCACCCCCCGUCAGCAUGGCUGAAGACUCGAUGGAAAUAGAUGACUCCCUUUACAGUCGCCAGCGUUAUGUGUUGGGAGACAGCGCGAUGCACCAGAUGGCCCAGUCCGCAGUCUUUCUCAGUGGAAUGGGAGGGCUGGGAAUAGAGAUAGCAAAGAAUAUUGUCCUGGCUGGUGUGAAGGCUGUCACCCUUCAUGACGUAAAGCAGUGUGAGACCGCCGAUCUUGGCUCCAACUUCUUUAUUCACAAAGAGGAUGUGUUGAGCCAGCGGAAAAGGGCAGAGGCGGUUUGUCCUCGAGUUGCGGAGUUGAACCCUUACGUCCAUGUCGAGACAUGCAGCUCCCCGCUGGAUGACAACACCGAUCUCGGCUUUCUCCUAAAAUAUCAGUGUGUAGUUCUGACUGAAGCCAGACUGAGCCUUCAGAAGAAAGUGAACGAGUUCUGCCACUCUCAGAGCCCCCCCAUCCGAUUCAUUGGCUGUGACGCCUACGGCAUCUGCGCACGAGUGUUCUGCGAUUUCGGAGACGAGUUUGAAGUGUCCGACCCCACAGGGGAAGAGCCCAAAGAGAUUUUCAUCCAAAGCAUCACUCGUGACUUUCCCGGUGUGGUCAGCUGCCUGGACAACCAGCCUCACGGCCUCCAGACCGGCCAGAGCGUCGUCUUCAGAGAAGUCAACGGCAUGGUGGAACUCAACGGCAGCUCAAGAAAAGUGUCAGUCCUUUCCCCUCACAGUUUCGCCAUAGGAGACACAUCCCAUUUCCAAGAAUACGCGCACGGAGGUUUCUUUGUCCUUGUGAAAACUCCCAAAAUGUACACAUUUGAAACUCUCAAGAGACAGUUGUGCGAUCCUCAGGUCUUGACUCCAGACUUCAGUAAACCGGAGGCACCACAACAGAUCCACGCCGCCAUGUUGGCUCUGGACGCCUUUCAGGAACAGCACAAUCGACUUCCCAACACCGGCAGCUGUUUACUGGACGCUGAGACUUUGCUGAAGUUAACAGAGGAAGUGAAUGCAACACUCAGGAACAAAGCUGCUGUGAACGCAGAGUUGGUGCAAUGGCUGGCGAGAACGGCGAGGGGGACCCUUCCCCCGUUGGCGGCUGCCGUCGGAGGCCUCGCGAGUCAGGAGGUUCUCAAAGCCAUCACGGGGAAGUUUGCACCCCUGCAGCAAUGGUUUUAUUUUGACGCCAUUGAGGUAGUGAAGCCGCUUCACUCCCUCCCUGCCGAUGAGUUUCUUCCUCGGGGAGAUCGUUACGACGGACUCCGAGCUUGUAUUGGCGAAUCGUUGUGCGGGGAGCUGCACAAGCUCAGGGUCUUCAUGGUGGGCUGCGGUGCUAUAGGCUGUGAAAUGCUGAAAAACUUUGCCCUGCUUGGAGUGGGAUUGGCUCAAACCUCGGGAGAGGUGUGCAUCACAGAUCCAGACCUCAUCGAAAAGUCCAACCUGAAUAGACAGUUUCUGUUCAGACCACAGCAUAUACAGAAACCAAAGAGCACGACAGCGGCGGAAGCCACUCUGCAGAUCAACGCGGACCUGCAGCUGGACGCCCACCUCAACAAGGUGUGUCCCGCUACGGAGAACAUCUACAGCGACUCCUUCUACGCACGCCUGAACCUGGUGGUCACCGCACUGGACAAUGUCGAGGCCCGCAGAUACGUGGACAGCCGCUGCGUCUCCAAUCAGAGAGCCCUCCUGGACUCUGGGACCAUGGGAACGAAAGGACACACCGAAAUCAUCGUGCCAAAUUUGACGGAGUCCUACAAUAGCCAUAGGGACCCCCCAGAAGAGGAAAUUCCCUUCUGCACGCUCAAGUCUUUUCCUUCUGUCAUAGAGCACACCAUCCAGUGGGCCAGGGACAAGUUUGAGAAUGCGUUUGUCCAGAAGCCCUCCAUGUACAACACUUUCUGGCAGACCCACACCUCGGCUGAAUGCGUACUACAGAGGAUGCAGGCGGGCGAAAGUUUGGAAGGCUCAUUCGAAGUCAUCAAACUGCUUAACAGGCGGCCGCAUUGUUGGGAGCAGUGCGUCACUUUGGCCCGGCUGAAAUUUGAAAAGUAUUUCAAGAGAAAGGCUCUGCAGCUUCUUCAUGCUUUUCCACUGGACACAAAGUUAAAAGAUGGAAGUUUAUUUUGGCAGUCCCCCAAAAGACCGCCGUCUCCCAUCGAUUUUGACUCGAAAGACCCCCUGCACUUCACCUUUAUUGUCAGCACGGCCCGACUCUUCGCCGGCAUUCACAGCAUCUCUUACUCCGAGAAGGAUCUUUGCGAGCAGGCGGUGGCCGCAGUCCUCUCCCACGUGAACAUCCCCGAAUAUCAACCCUCUGUCAAAAAUAUCGAAACGGACGAGGCGGCAAAGAAACCCGAUCAGUUGAAGAUGCCGCUGAGCAGCGAAGAGGAGAGAGCGGCCAUCAGGCAACUGCAGCACGCCAUUGCCGGCGACGUUGUCAAAGCAGCCAGGUUGCGGAUGUCGCCGCUGGACUUCGAGAAGGACGACGACAGCAACGGCCACAUGGACUUCAUCGCGUCCGCGUCCGCCCUCAGAGCCAAGAUGUACUCCAUCGAGCCCGCGGACAGGUUGAAGACCAAGCGCAUCGCCGGCAAGAUCAUCCCCGCCAUCGCCACGGCAACGGCGGCCGUUGCCGGACUGGUGGCCCUGGAGCUCAUCAAGAUAGUCGGGGGUUUUGGUUUUGAGUCUUUGAAAAACUGCUUUUUCAACUUGGCCCUGCCCGCAGUGGUCUUCACGGAACCAGCGGCUGUCAAACGGACUCUCAUCAGGGAGAACAUCUACUUUUCCAUCUGGGACUGCUGGACUAUCAGCGGCCACGAGGACUUCACCUUGUCCGACUUCAUGAAUGCAGUCAGGGAGAAGUACGGAAUCGAGCCCACGAUGGUCGUCCACGGCGUGAAGAUGCUCUAUGUUCCGGUGAUACCGGGACACACAAAGAGACUGAAACUGACGAUGCAGAAGCUGAUCAAGCCGUCGGCGGGGCGCCAGUACGUGGACCUCACCGUUUCGUUUGCCCCGGAGAGAGCCGACGACGACGACCUGGCCGGCCCCCCCGUCAGGUACUACUUCGCCCGCGACGAACGCGCGCCCUGACGUGGUCCCGCGUCCCGUCUCCUUCGUGUACGCCGUCGGCGUGGCCUGGAAGCCGUGCCGGCACACGCUGCCUCUUUUUUUCUUUUUGUUUUUAUUCUGACGAGAAAGUGGACAUUGCUGAUGCCUUAAUUAAGACCCCCCUUUUUUUUUGUUUGUUUGUGUAAAGGCCGUUAAAAAGAAAAAAAAAAACCAUGUUUACAGACUGGUGCACUUCACGCACUGCCCCAAUUUCCUCAUUGUCGUUGGCGAUUUCCCCACUGGAAGACUGUCAGCUUUGGUUUAAAAAGAUGCCAGUUAUUUGCCCCGUUCAACAAAAAGACUUUCGCCGCAAUUGCAAAUGAAGUCCGUGGGGGUCGCUGAUGUUUUCCAAGCAUCGACGCAGCCGCGCUCACGUCUAUGCGCACUUCCAUAGUUGGACGUGAGCGCUGAUGUCACUUCCGAUCACACGCAAGCAACUUUUUUUUUUUUUCUGGCGGCGCCGACUGUUUUUUCUCGCGGGGACGGACCGUCGGCUUAAAGACAUUCAUAGUGUCGCGCCUGUCAGAAGAUUUCCCACAAAGAUUUUGUAGUUGACGAAAAAUAACCUGGCGUCGAGUUCCACCUCCGCACGCUGUCUCUCCUUACAUGUUUUAUUCAAACAAAGACAAAAAUUAUUUGUUCCAAGCAGUGAUCUGCAGUCAUUGUCCACAUUUACAAAACAAAACUCAGUGAGUGAUGUUGCUACUAUUGGUAGCGGUUCAAUAAAAUGUGACGUUUUCAGGCAUUGAAACCC